This is a messenger RNA of Solea solea (common sole), 1795 nucleotides long. RefSeq names its product myeloid leukemia factor 1-like. The coding region runs from base 218 to 1087 and encodes 289 amino acids. Gene Ontology annotation, cellular component: cytoplasm; nucleus. Gene Ontology annotation, biological process: regulation of DNA-templated transcription. The record is from RefSeq and is a predicted model, not a curated record. The transcript has a single exon. NCBI's taxonomy places the organism in Eukaryota, Metazoa, Chordata, Actinopteri, Pleuronectiformes, Soleidae.
AAAAGCAGACUUCAAAGGCAUGUUUCAGGAUUCCAAUUACAGUGACAGAAUUACACUGGAAAUGAUGAUUAGAAGAUGAUGAAGUAAUCCUCUGUUCUCGGGCGUCACAAACAUCUAAGUAAGGUAAAUUUACCCAGGCUGUGCCAGGACACCUGUCACAUUUGGAUACAACUUUUUUGUACCUUUGCAUUUUCAAACCCCCGUGGAACGUUUCAGAAUGCACCGGUUUUUCACUGAUUUCGAAGAUGACCCGUUCUUCUCCGAGCCAUUCCGGGCUCACAGGGAAAACAUGCAGCGGUUGGCGCAAGGUUCCUCUGAUCAAAACCCCGACACAGUGGAGCAUCCAUGCACAUCCACUGUGUUAGAAGACGAACACAGCAGCCGUAACUGUGCUCCCGACGCGGCAGAGCAUCCCGGCUCGUCCACUGUGUUAAGAGAAGAACACAGCAGCCAACAGCGCAUUCCCGACAUGACGGAGGAUUCUAGCUCUUCCGUGGCGUUAAGAGACGAGCACGGCAGCUUGUUCUGGAACAAUUUCAGCGUGUUCGACAACUCCAUAAGAAACAGGAUCCAGGAGAUGCACCAAAACUUUGAGAACAUGUCCGCCGAUCCAAACAUCCACUCGUUCAGCUCCUCAUCAGUAAUGACGUAUUCAAAGGUUGGGAAUGAGGCUCCCAAGGUUUUCCAGGCAACGUCGUCCACACAGUGUGCCCCUGGGGGGAUCAAAGAGACCCGGCGAGCGCUUAAAGACUCCGAGAGCGGUCUGGAGAAGAUGGCGGUCGGUCACCACAUCAGGGACAGGGGAUACGUUCUCAAAAAGAAAUACAACAACAACACAAGAGAGGAGGAGCUCAUCCAGGACUUUCAGAACAUUGAUCAAUCGGAAGCACAGUCUUUCGACGAUGAGUGGAACCGGGAGGUGUCCAAGUUCCAAGAUCCAGGUGUCAGGCCUAGCCUGGAGGAAGCACGGCCGCGUGCUGCUCAGCGGUCAGCCCUCACUGCUCGCAAGCAGUCUCACAGAAACCAAUCAAAAAUAAAUACUAGGAGUAAAAGUAACCUGAAAGGCUUGGGCACGAAAAAGCAGUAAAAGCAGUAUCGUAUUUUGUGUAACAAAAAAAGUGGAAGUGAUGCAACAAGGAAUACAGAGAGAAACAGACACGGAUAAUACAGUUGAGAACAUGGUGGACAAACCAUGUGAGGGGCCCACUGCAAGAGAAGAGCUGCAGAUCGCCCAGUUCCUCUUCUUAGUAGUCCACCGUGUCUUCAACAAAACUGGAGCCCUGAAAUUAACUAAUGAGCGCACAGUGGCCGCACACAUGAAGCGUCUGCUGGAGCUGACGAUGGACGAGUUAAAUUUACCAGAGGAGCUCGUUACGUUCAAGUUCAACAUGUAUAAAUCAGUGGCAGAUGGUGUCACUAAAGACCUUCAGAAGACAUUUUUGGACAAAGUGGAACAAAUGCUGUUUCUGCCAGAAGCACAUGUGGAGAACAUAAUCACCGGCUGUAUUCAAAAGCACAUCAGGAUCGAGUUGAAGCGUACCCACUUCAUCUGCAAAUCUCCCGCCAAAUGCCUGUUUGCAGGUUUAGUCAUCGUGGGGGCAACUGUCGCUUUGUGCGUCUACCUCUUCCUGUGGUGAUACGUUUUUGAGUUCAACAGCUUAUGGUAAAUGGAAAACUGAAAACAUAACCUUAACACGAAUUAACAGAAUAAUUAGCAACAAUAACUAGAACAUGUUGAUUUCUGCAGAAAACGCAAUUGGGAACUCGUGUUUUAGGGUUCUAUAAUAAUUUUUUA